AUGGAUGAGGAGAAGAAGAAAGCUACGAAGAGAAUUGACGACGACGUCACUAGGAGGCGAGCGACGUCGUUCUCGAAGAGAAGCAGGAGUUUGUUAAGGAAAGCGCACAAGAUCUCUGCCUUUUGCGACGCCGAGGUUGCGCUCGUCGCCUUUUCUCCUUCAGGGCUCGCCACCAAGUUUAGCAGCGGAGAAAGGUACCCGUCGCAAAAAAAAAAAAAAAACGGUCGCUAA
Molecule: messenger RNA, 231 nt
Organism: Linum tenue
Lineage: Eukaryota; Viridiplantae; Streptophyta; Magnoliopsida; Malpighiales; Linaceae
Source: the annotation of a GenBank genome assembly